UUGUUUUCAGAGUUUAUGGCGCGAAUCACAGACGCGAAUGAAUGGAAUACGGCUUCACACACAUAGGUUUUCGAAAUAAUAAAAUGCAGACAGAUUAGCAAAUUAAUUAUCCUGCUGCCUUAUACAAGAGAUGUUUCUAUGUGUGUCAGAAGUGAGAGAGAGAGAGAGAAAAAAACUAAUUUGAAAUGAGAUCAAUGUCUUUUAGAAGAUAGUUUUAAUUCUCGUAAUCAGCGCAAGACUCUGCUUCUGUCUCGCGGUAACAAUCAUAUGUCAUCAUGUCAAAAAGCAACAAGGAUGCAUACAUUGUGAAAUUUGUCGAACGCAAUGGACAUAUGAGUGAUAUGGCUCUCCAGGCCCAUAAGGCAAUAGUGGAACUGCAGUCGGAGAAAUAUGUGCAGACGCUGGAUGAGGAAGCCGCACUAGAGCUGGACCACAAUGACAAGUCCCUGUUUGUUUUCAGUGACUUCACCAGCCAUGCCUUUGAACACUGCAGGAGGCUGGGAUGCAGGAUCGUAAGUCCUCUGGUAGUGCUGUUCUGUCUGCAGAAGCAGAGAUGUGUGCCCAAAGCAGAGCAGCCUGUGUACAACAUGGCCAUGAAUGAUGUCACUGUCUCCUGCACCAACCUUGACAAAGAGUCACGGAGCGAAGUGAUGGAUCUUGUCCAGCUGAUGGGUGGACGAGUCUACCGUGAUCUCAAUGUCUCUGUUACUCACCUGGUGGCAGGUGAAGUGGGGAGUAAGAAAUACCUUGUGGCCUCAAGCCUUGGGAAGCCCAUCCUUUUGCCCAGCUGGGUGAAAGCAUGCUGGGAACAGUCUCAGGAUAGUGUUUUCCAUCACUCUGAGCUGAACAUGGAGGACUAUCAGUGUCCAGUCCUGAAAGGCUGUACGGUGUGUGUGACGGGACUCUCUACUGUGGAGCGUAAAGAUGUUCAGAGGUUGUGUGAGCAGAAUGGAGGCAACUACACGGGGCAGCUCAAGAUGAAUGAGUGCACUCACCUGAUUGUCAGUGAACCCACAGGCCAGAAAUAUGAGUUUGCCCGUAAAUGGAACGUAUACUGUGUGUCCCUGCACUGGCUGUUUGACAGCAUCGAGAAGGGCUUCUGUCAGGAUGAGAGGAGGUAUGCCGUGGAGCGUGGACAAAAGAAAGCGGAGGAGAAGCCGGACAGACCCAGCAACUCUACACCUACAGGACCCAACCGGACCAAAGAGGAAGGUCCUUCACUUAUGGGAUUAAGCCGUAUUUCCAAUUUCAGUAUGAAUGUUAAUGAAACGGCCCUCACAACAGCAGGAAUCAGCUACAUUGAGACUCCUGAUCCAGUUGACACAUUUGACAUGACUGUCUGUCGAGUUGAUGACCUGUUGGAUGGCUGUAAGUUAUACCUAUGUGGCUUUUCAGGAAAGAAACUGGAGAAACUGCGAAGGAUGGUGAACUCUGCUGGAGGGCUGCGCUUCAACCAGCCCAGCCAAGAGCUGACGCAUAUAGUGAUGGGUGAACCAGACCAGGGGGUCAAAGUCUUCCUUGACAAAGCCACUCACAGACCACAUAUAGUGACUGUGCAGUGGUUGCUGGACAGUUUCUCCCGGGGUUCCUUGCUGCCAGAGGAUGGCUACUUUCACCCCUCUUUCCUGCCCCCUGCCCCAGCUGCUGUUGAUAUGCCUGCUCCUAACAAGGCUGCCCCCCGUGCCUCCAGACCAUCUGUAGCUCCCCCUCCUGCCCCUAGCCCAAACCGACAAGCCAGAGCUGAGGAUGACCUGCUAUCGCAAUACAUGGAGAAUGACCAGACUGUGGUGGAGCUGCCUCAAGCCAGAAAUAGUAGCAGCAGCAGGCAGAGCGUUUUGCUUCCACAGCCUUCACCUGCAGGGAAGGACUCCACCUUGGUUGUAACCACAGAGGGUGGCCUGUUUUCAGGGAAGUGCUUUAUCGUGGUUGGUUUUGGAGCCGAGGCUGAAGCCCAGCUCUCAGAGCUAGUCAUGGAAAACUCUGGGAAGAUCUUGGUUGGCCGUUCGAGAGCUGUGGCGCAUUAUGCCAUUGUGCCACUGCUGGGCUGUGAUGUGGAGGCCACAGUAGAUGAGGUUGCAACAGAUACCUGGCUGGUCAUGUGUGUGGAGCAGCAGUGCGUGUUGCCGCUAGCCUCUCAUCCUCUUUUCAGUCCAGUAGCAGUGAGAGAAGGCUUCUCUCCUCUCAAAGACUGUGUGCUGUAUGUCAGUCAGUUCACCGGAGCUGAGAGAGAGGCUCUCAUUCAGCUUGCCAAACACCUGGGAGCGAGUGUUCAUGAUUACUUUGUGCGGACUGCUAAUCAGAGAAAGGGAAUGGUGGCCAGCACUCAUUUGGUACUCCAGACUCCUGAGGGCGCUAAGUACCAGGCGGCACAGAAAUGGGGGCUACCUGCAGUCACAAUCCGCUGGGUUUUAGAGUCUGCUAGAACAGGGAAGCGUGCUGAUGAGGAACGGUACCUGGUUGACCUGACUCCUUCUCCAGAGAGAACUGAGGACAGUUUUGUUGGAGCAUCUCAGAAAGAUCCACCACCUCUGCGUCUCCAUCAGCGUUCACCAGAGCUACCACUACUGGGCCCACAAAAUAGCACUGCCAUCACCCCUCUGGACAUGGCACGCUUUCAGAGCCGCACUGUCCGCUCAGUGGUCAGGAAGUUGAGAGAGGAAGAGGAAGAUGUGGCCACCCCAGGACAGGAGAAGGCUAAAGGAGCCUUGCAGAAAGAUUCUUCCCUCCAACUAGACACUCCCUCUCGAUUCCUGAGCAGAGACCGACUCUUCGGCCCCUCAUUUAACACAAAGGAUGUGUUUGACCAUUUACAAACUCCUGGUAAUAAGCCUCAGCAAGGUCAGGGGUCAGAGACUCCUCUGUCAGAGGUCAUUGAGAAGAACCUUAAAGCUGCAGUAGCCAACAGCAACCGUAGCCAUGUCACAAGCCUUGAAGCCAAGACUGCCAGUCCACAACUGGGAAAAGAUCCUGAACCUGAGGUGGAGCAGAAGGCUGCAGCUCCUCUCAGUGGGGUGGUGGUGUGUGUAAGCAAGAAAUUAAGCAAGAAACAGAGUGAACUCAAUGCAGUGGCUGCCUCUCUUGGCGCAGACUUCAGGUGGUCGUGUGACGACUCUGUCACUCAUUACAUCUACCAGGGUAAAGUGGGAGACAACAGUAAAGAAUAUAAAGCUGUCAAAGAGACAGGACUGCACAUAGUGUCACAACACUGGCUACAGGCUUGUGCAGAUGAGCAAAAGCAUGUGUCUGAGUCACUCUACCCUUUUACAUUCAAUCCCAAAAUGAGCCUCACCAUGAGUCAGGUGGCAGAUACCACUCAGAGGUCACCUCCUCCUUCCACUCCCCGCACCAGACUCAGGGCAUGUAAAGAAAACGAGGAGACAAUGCUUAGCCCUGUUGACAAAACCACAGACCUCUCAACCUCUCAGUGUGUCAGUUUGGGAGAGCCAGAGAAAGAUCAGACCAUAGGCACAGAGAAAAAUCUCAAAGAAACACUUGAGAUGAGAGAGAGUCUUCAAAGGCAACUUCAGGAGAUCAUGUCUGCUACUAAACUGACCAGCGGUCGUCGAGGCUCCUCGCGUUUGGCCAGAACUGGCUCAGGGGGACUAGACUCACCCCACACCCUGGACAGCCUGGGGCGAAUGGGAAGACGCAGCCGUACUUUAGAGGCCCUACGGAUGUCACGUCAGAUGGCUGUGGACCUGAAUACAGAGCCGUCCCAGAGUGAGCAGAUCGUGUGGGAUGACCCCACAGCACGAGAGGAGAGAGCUAAAUUGGCUGAUAACCUGCAGUGGCCUGGUAGCCCCUCUCAGCACUCUGAAACCCUCGCCAUCGUCCCACCGCCCCUCCCUGACCACACAGCCAGUGGCAGGGUCUCCAUGACUGACUCUGAACUUGUGGAAAUGGCUGCUUUUGAAGUCAUCGAAGCACAGCUGAAGCCAAAGGUGACCCCACCUCCAACUGACACGCUUCAGAGCCCUGAAACACAUGAAGCACCUAUUCUUGCUAUUCUUAUAUCUCGGAAUCAGGUUGAAGAUGAGGAGGAGGAGGUAAAGGAUCCUCCACGUUUCCUGCUGUCUUCAUUAAACCCACAGGAACGCAUAGACUACAGUCAUCUCAUAGAGGAGCUAGGUGGUGUUGUGCUGGAGAAGCAGAGUUUCGACCCCAGCUGCACUCAUGUUGUUGUUGGCUAUCCUCUGAGGAAUGAGAAGUACCUGGCCGCUAUGGCAGCGGGCAAGUGGAUUCUUCACCGCUCGUAUCUGGAGGCCUGCCGUGCUGAAGGACACUUCAUACAGGAGGAGCAGUAUGAGUGGGGCAGCAGCUCUAUCCUGGACGCUCUGCCAUCCAUCAACUCUCAGCAGAAGAGACUGGCACUGGCAGCCAUGCGAUGGAGGAAAACACUACAAGGUUGCUCAAACACGGAGGGAGCGUUUGGUGGCUGGACUGUGAUGCUGAAUAUUGACCAGGCCAGAGAGGCUGGAUUCAGACGGCUGCUGGAGUCCGGGGGAGCCCAGGUGUUGCCAGACCCUUCUCCCUUGUGGUUUAAAGAGACCACUCACCUCUUUGUGGAUUUUAGUCGGUUAAAACCGAGUGACGUCAGAGUGGAUGUCAGUGGAGCUGCAGCUCAGGGAGUCAAAUGUCUUAAACCAGAGUACAUUGCUGAUUACCUCAUGCAGGAGCCUUGUCCUUCAAUGGACGCUUACUAUCUCCCUUGUGCAGCAGCUGAGGAUCUAGAAAAGGUUCAAGAUACAUCUUCACGCAAACGAAAAGCCUCUGGGAACAUGUCCACAUUGAAGAAGAGUCGUUUGAGAUGAAAUGUAAAAUUUCAAAUGCUAAUGCAUUAUGUAUUUAUGUGAUUUUAUUCAAUUGUUACAUUGUAGAUAAAAAAACGUAUUGUCAAUAAAAAAAAAAAAUCUAAAUGUGAACCACGGUCCAAGAACAGUGAAGUGAAAUAAGUGAAGGUGCGUUCUUCAAAAUAAACUAUGAUAGCCAGAAUUACUCAAGCUUGCAUUUGUGUUAUGCUAGACCUUUCUAGUAGAUGUACUACCACUUUCUGCCCUACAGAGUGAGGGUUGUUCUCAUGAUGGAAAGAUGAACGGACUUAACUGGUCAUUUUAUCCUUAAAUUACACACACACUUUUUUUUUUUUUCAAACCAAUCACAAAUGGAUGGAUGAGUACUAGGUGCUUUGCAAUUAUGUACAGGAAGACAAAUUAGACAUCGAGAAAAAGAUCUUGAA
This is a messenger RNA of Carassius carassius (crucian carp), 5236 nucleotides long. RefSeq names its product DNA topoisomerase 2-binding protein 1-A-like. Bases 276 to 4811 code for a protein of 1511 amino acids. The transcript is spliced from 28 exons. Gene Ontology annotation, biological process: mitotic G2 DNA damage checkpoint signaling; mitotic DNA replication checkpoint signaling; DNA replication initiation. Lineage: Eukaryota; Metazoa; Chordata; Actinopteri; Cypriniformes; Cyprinidae. The record is from RefSeq and is a predicted model, not a curated record.